Elaeis guineensis (African oil palm) is the source of this 1533-nucleotide messenger RNA. RefSeq lists its product as uncharacterized. The record is from RefSeq and is a predicted model, not a curated record. NCBI's taxonomy places the organism in Eukaryota, Viridiplantae, Streptophyta, Magnoliopsida, Arecales, Arecaceae. Gene Ontology annotation, molecular function: protein binding.
CCACCGUAUGACUGCCCCUCACUGGCUCCCCUUUUUCUUCUCUCGACGGAAACGGAGAAGCCAGGAGAUCGCAAUAAAGAUCCAGACCUCACACGAGAGAAAGAAUAGGAAAAGAAGGAACAAGAAAGCUAGAAUAGAAGAAGAUGUUGCUGAGGAGCUCCUCCACCCCAAUCUCGGGAUCCCUCCUCUCCUCCUCCUCCUCCCCUUUCUUCUCCGAAAGCCCCACCAACAACGGCAGCCACCACCACUACCACAGCUCGGAGAGAAGUUCCUCUUCCUCCUCCUCCUUCCCCUACGACGUCGCCCACCACCCCAACCCCUCCCUCCGCUGCCGCUUCCCCCCACUCUCCGGCUCCUCCGACCGCGACCCCUCCUCCCUUGGCUUCCGUAGAGCCCACUCCGACGGCAACCUCAGAUACCUUCUCCCCGACGACUCCCACCACCCCCAAGUAAAAUCCUCUCCCUCCGGUCGCCAAACCAACCCAGUUCUCGAGACCAUCCCCUCCUUCUCCAUGCACAAUUCCAAAGAAGAGGAAGAAGAACCACAACAAGAUGAAGAGGAAGAAGAGGGCGGCGGCAGGCUCACAAGAUCGGUUACGAUCGGAGAUAUCAUAACAGCAGAAUCUGGCUUCUCGGGCGAGAAUAAAAAUGUCGGCUUGGACGAGAAUUCUCUGGGAAAUGGAAAAGUUGGCGGCAAUGCGGUGCCACCAUUGUAUCUGGCCAGAGGUCUCGGGAUAGAUCGUUUGGGCUCUGGAAUCAUGAAUGCUGGUGGUGGCAGCGGCGGCGGAAAGUUUGUUGUUCGGACCGGCAAUGGAGGAGAGCAAUUCGAUAUGGAGACUUAUUAUAAGAUGAUGGUUGAUGAGAACCCGGCCGAUGCUCUGUUCCUGAGAAACUAUGCUCAGUUUCUUUACCAGACCAAGGGUGAUCCUCAAAGAGCUGAGGAGUACUACUCUCGUGCCAUACUUGCAGACCCCAGCGAUGGAGAGAUCCUGUCACAGUAUGCUAAAUUGGUAUGGGAGCAGCACCAUGACCAGGAACGAGCUUCUUGUUAUUUUGAACAGGCAGUUCAGGCUGCUCCUCAUGAUAGCCAUGUUCUUGCGGCAUAUGCCGGAUUCCUGUGGGAAAAAGAGGACAAUGGAGUAGAAAGUGGAGAAGGUGGUCGAUCACAAGAUGAUGUUGGAGCAUCCGUUAAUCAUGGAGCAUUGGCAUCUGCAACCACUUGAUCAUAAAGGCAUGGUUUCAGUGGGAAACUAACAAUGUAUCGCUUGGAAAAGUAAAAUGUUGCAUAAUGUGCUGAGGAAUAUCUUGAAAAUAAUGAGAGUUUGAAACAUGACUAGAUUAGUGGACUCAUUGGACGGCCCCGUCUUAUGAUAGAAAGUGGAAGAAAAGCUUUUGUCCAGCUUUUGUCCAGAGACUUGAGAAUACAAUAACAGCGUUUAUGUUUGUCACGCUGAAUGAUAUUAUUCAUUGGAUAUGUUAAACCAGUCUGCAUAUCCCUUGCUUUAUGCGAAAUUUGAUCUUGCUCCUUCGUGA